CAGAACUGGGUCAGGAUGGAGCGGAGACGGGUCACAUCCACUGCUCGCAGAUCCUUUGUCUCCUCCUCAGAGACAGUGCUAGGGGGCCUGACCAGUGGCCGUCGCUUGGGUCCCAGCACCCGCCUUCCCCUAGCUCGAAUGCCGCCUCCACUCCCAGCCCGGGUGGAUUUCUCCCUGGCCGGGGCACUCAAUGCUGGCUUCAAGGAGACGAGGGCCAGCGAGCGGGCCGAGAUGAUGGAGCUCAAUGACCGCUUUGCCAGCUACAUCGAGAAGGUGCGUUACCUCGAGCAGCAGAACAAGGCGCUGGCUGCUGAGCUGAACCAGCUGCGCUCCACAGAGCCCACCAAGCUGGCCGAUGUCUACCAAGCUGAGCUGCGCGAGCUACGGCUGCGGCUGGACCAACUCAAUACCCACAACACCCGGUUGGAGAUGGAGAAAGACAACUUGGCACAGGACCUGGGGACCCUGAGACAGAAGCUCCAAGAUGAAACCAACCUGAGGCUGGAGGCUGAGAGCAACCUGGCGGCCUAUCGACAGGAGGCAGAUGAAGCCACACUGGCCCGGCUGGACCUGGAGAGGAAGCUGGAGUCUCUGGAGGAGGAGAUACGGUUCCUGAAGAAGAUCCAUGAGGAGGAGGUGCGGGAGCUCCAGGAGCAGCUGGCCCGGCAGCAGGUCCACGUGGAGCUGGAUGUGGCCAAGCCAGACCUCACAGCAGCCCUGAGAGACAUCCGCAUGCAGUAUGAGGCAGUGGCAUCCAGCAACAUGCACGAGGCAGAGGAGUGGUACAGGUCCAAGUUUGCAGACCUGAGUGAUGCAGCGGCCCGCAACGCUGAACUGCUCCGCCAGGCCAAGCAUGAAGCCAACGACUACCGACGCCAGCUACAAGCCACCAAUUGCGACCUGGAGUCUUUGCGUGGUUUGAAUGAGUCCCUGGAGAGGCAGAUGCGGGAGCAGGAGGAGCGCCAUGUGCGGGAGACAGCCAGUUACCAGGAGGCGCUGGCCCGGCUGGAGGAGGAAGGGCAGAACCUCAAGGAUGAGAUGGCCCGUCACCUGCAGGAGUACCAGGACCUGCUCAACGUCAAGCUGGCCCUGGACAUGGAGAUCGCCACCUACAGGAAGCUGCUGGAGGGCGAGGAGAGCCGCAUCACAAUUCCUGUGCAAACCUUCUCGAACCUGCAAAUCCGAGGGGGCAAAAGCACCCAAGACGGGGAAAGUCACAAGGUCACGCGUCAUCUCAAAAGCUUCACAGUACAAGUCAUACCUGUUCAGACUCCCCAGCUUGCACCAGGGGCCCCAGCGGCUCUCGAGACUAGCCUGGAUACCAAGGCUGUGUCAGAGGGUCACCUCAAGAGGAACAUCGUGGUGAAGACCGUGGAAAUGCGGGAUGGAGAGGUCAUUAAGGAGUCCACGCAGGAGCGCAAGGAUGUGAUGUGAGGCAGGCAUCCGGCAGCCCUCAGCCUGCAGCAGCAAGAGAGGCAGGUCUACAGCAGGGGACAGGAUAGCUGCUCCCCUCGAACAGAGUUGUUUUUUCCCAGACCUGAGACCCCAGAGGCCAGCAACCCCAUCUCCCACCUCAAUCUAACCACUCCAGCUAACUGGGGAAGCACCCCAAAGGGUGGCCUGAAGCUUGGGUUGGAAUUUGGAAAGAGUAGUUGAAGGGGGAAGGGGAAGCUAGAAAAAUCCCCUCUAAAGCCCACAUCCCUGUUGUCAUAGCAACUGUUGCAAGACUGGAGGUAUCUGGGGGUCUUUGGGAGAUCCUUCAGGCAGCUGGAGAAAAACAGAGGCUCAAAUAGGAAGGGGCAGGCAAGAGUUCUGACCAAGGUACCUGCUCUGUAGACCACUAACCUGAGGUUCUCAGCCCUGUCUGGCCAGGGGCUGUUGCAGACUCAUGGGAAGGUGUGUCUCAGCUCUAAGGAGAUCAAGAGUAUAAGAGGAGAGGGCAGGGGUACUGGGAUUAAGGGGGAAUAAAGCUGUCCCUUAUGAUAGUUACAGAGAAGUCCCGGGAGGACUCCCCAGGAGGCAGGAGGAGACAAGUAGAGAUGGAGACAGCAGGUGCCAGAUGUCAGAGGGAGUUGGGGGUGGCCUGUCAUAUUUGGAAUUCAAGAAAGG
Molecule: messenger RNA, 2109 nt
Organism: Suncus etruscus (white-toothed pygmy shrew)
Lineage: Eukaryota; Metazoa; Chordata; Mammalia; Eulipotyphla; Soricidae
Gene: GFAP
Product: glial fibrillary acidic protein
Exons: 10
Coding region: 16-1434 (472 amino acids)
Biological process (GO): regulation of chaperone-mediated autophagy; intermediate filament organization
Cellular component (GO): cytoplasm; intermediate filament; cell projection
Molecular function (GO): structural constituent of cytoskeleton
Source: RefSeq, a predicted model, not a curated record